Molecule: messenger RNA, 2001 nt
Organism: Anastrepha ludens (Mexican fruit fly)
Lineage: Eukaryota; Metazoa; Arthropoda; Insecta; Diptera; Tephritidae
Product: arrestin domain-containing protein 3
Exons: 4
Coding region: 654-1787 (377 amino acids)
Biological process (GO): protein transport
Cellular component (GO): cytoplasm
Source: RefSeq, a predicted model, not a curated record
AGCGGAGCUAAUAGCGAAGCGUCAACGGCAACCGCUUUAGAUUACCUAGCGUUACGCCGCGACACACGCAUUUAGCCCGAGCACCAGAUUUGAUUGGUUUCGUUCGGCGCACACCCGGUUUGUGUGGCGUUGCUGUGGAUCGAACAGGCAUUGCUAGCGCCGCAAUCAACAACGCUUUAGUUUGAGUUUGAGUGUCGUGCAGUGCCUGUUGGAAUUAGCCAACAACGGAAAAUUGGAGGCGUGCAAAAAAUUUAUGCACAUAUGCACAUAUGCAUAAAUUUUUUAAUUUUUUUUUAACGUAAUUCCAGUAAAAUCAUACAUAUAUGUACAUGCAUACAUACCAUAAUUGUGAAAUUGCACGAUCAUUAGAAUGAAGCAGCGUCGCGGCGUCUCAUCUUUAUAAAAUACAUAAAUUAAUGUCUAAAGCAAUUUACCCGAUUAUGAAUGCAAAUUAAUUUGACGUGUUUGAAAGUGUAUAAAAAUUACAAAGCAAUCAAAAUUGGUUUCAGUUAAAAAGUCAUUGAUCAGCAAGGUUUACGAAAAACAUGCAUACUGUAUGAAAGCAAUUAUUUUGGCAUAAAAAAGUGAAUGUUAUUGAUUUCACGGGGAGGAAAAAAAUUCAACGAAAUAAAAAAAUAAAAAUAAAUUUAAAUAUGUCAACGGCUUGCCAAUUUAAAUUUUCGCGUACUACCCCAAUCUACUAUAGUGGUGAGCAAAUAACUGGCAGCAUAAUAUUGAGCACUACAAAACAGCUGCCAGUUGAAGCAAUACAACUCUCAUUGGUUGGAACUGAGCGCGUACAAUGGCUAGAGAAGAGUAGAGGCGCAUCCCUUUUGCAUGACGACAUCAUUGAGAAGGAUAACAAGGAGCUCUAUAGUGGCAAGCAGGAACAUUUAUGUGAGUCAUAUACGCUUGUGAAGUGCAUGCGAUUGCAAGCGGGUGAGGUGCGUGUGGAAGAAUUUUGCUUUACUUUGCCACACGAUGCGCCAGCAAGCUGUGAAAUGUCGCAUGGCGAAGUUGCUUACUGCGUGCGAUUGGUGUUGCAGCGGAAAUCGGUUUUCAACAAAGUAUUCACAGCGCGUAUAGUUGUCAAAAAUCGUUUGGACUUGAGUGAUGCAGCGGAGUUAGUUGAGCCUCAAAAACUAACCAUUACCAGUGCGCCGUCGAACGUUCAUGAGCCGCUCCACUUCAGCCUACCCACUGGCACUGGCUAUGUGCCGGGACAAGCUAUCUCCUACACGUUACAUGGUCGACACAUAUUUGCAUCAUGCACAAAACUGAGUGUGAAUUUAUAUGAAGCAAGUAGUUUUCGUGCAACCAGUCCCCAGAAGAAAACAAAAGAGUUUCUCAAAUUGCUAAAAAGUGAUGCUCACAAAAUAUGUUCCUCAUAUGUGAUGGUGUGCGGUCGACUAAAUAUACCGCUAAUGGUGCACAUUUCAUUGAGGAGUAAUGAAAAUAGUCUCAUACAAAUAAGUCAUUAUGUGGAAGCUGUGCUGAUUAAUAAGAAACGUAUUUUACAUAAGUUUUUUAUACCGAUUGUGAUUGGUACAGUGCCGCCUAAAAGAAAGCAACUAAUAGCGGUGGAAAAGAACGUGGAGGAGGUGGAAAAUUUUUACUGUUACGAUAAUUUGGCAACUGAUGCAGUUUGUGAUAGAUCAACAGAAAAUAGCUACUUUAUAACUGAUUGCCAUACAUUCCUGCCAAAAUUAUCCUCUGCUCUGCUAUGCGAUACUUGGGCAACACCGGAAACUAUGUUGCAGCAACAUCUUGCUACGAGCUGUAGCUAGUUGGCGCAUUGCGAAGCAGUCGCUUGUGAUAGUUUGCAACCGCUGUCAAUACAAAACUUAUGUUUUACGUAAGGUGCAGAUAGCUUUGGCACCAAAUUAACUGAAGCAAAAAAAAGGAUAUAUACUAUAAUAUGUAGAUGCAUUUAGUAUACACUCUUCUUUCUAAUUAUUAUUAUUAACAGAUAGUAUUAUUACAAUAAAAAAUAUCUAACAA